This is a messenger RNA of Artibeus jamaicensis (Jamaican fruit-eating bat), 1323 nucleotides long. RefSeq names its product NHERF family PDZ scaffold protein 2 (gene NHERF2). Gene Ontology annotation, cellular component: apical plasma membrane. Gene Ontology annotation, molecular function: signaling receptor binding; protein-membrane adaptor activity. Bases 164 to 1177 code for a protein of 337 amino acids. Gene Ontology annotation, biological process: protein localization to plasma membrane. The record is from RefSeq and is a predicted model, not a curated record. Lineage: Eukaryota; Metazoa; Chordata; Mammalia; Chiroptera; Phyllostomidae. The transcript is spliced from 7 exons.
AGCUCCAGCUCAAGCCCGAGGCGACGGGAGCCCGGUUGGAGCCGCGGCAACCGGAGCAGCAGGAAUUGCCACCGCAUCUCCAUCGUCACCCGUGCCCCUGCUUGCUGGCGGUGGCUGUGAGUGCCGUGGCCAGCCUGUGCCUGGCUGGUGGGUAGCCGGCGCCAUGGCCACUCCAGAGCCCCUGCGGCCUCGCCUGUGUUGCCUGGUGCGUGGCGAGCACGGCUACGGCUUCCACCUGCACGGCGAGAAGGGUCGUCGCGGGCAGUUCAUUCGCCGCGUGGAGCCAGGCUCCCCGGCCGAGGCGGCAGAGCUGCGCGCGGGGGACCGCCUGGUCGAGGUCAACGGCGUCAACGUGGAGGGCGAAACGCAUCACCAGGUGGUGCAGAGGAUCAAGGCUGUGGAAGGGCAGACCCGGCUGCUGGUGGUAGACAAGGAGACGGACGAGGAGCUGCGCCGGCGGCAGCUGACCUGCACUGAGGAGAUGGCCCAGCAAGGUCUUCCACCUGCCCAUGACCUCUGGGAGCCAAAGCCGGUCUGGACACAUGCAGGCAGCCUUGGCUCCAAGGAUGGCCAGAAGGAUGUCAAUGGGCCUGCAAGGGAGCUUCGUCCCAGGCUCUGCCACCUGGUAAAGGGCCCCCAGGGCUACGGGUUCAACCUGCACAGUGACAAGUCCCGGCCAGGACAGUACAUUCGCUCGGUGGACCUGGGCUCGCCCGCCGCCCACUCUGGCCUCCGUGCCCAGGAUCGACUCAUCGAGGUGAAUGGGCAGAAUGUGGAGGGGCUGCGCCACGCAGAGGUGGUCGCCAGCAUCAAGGCGCGGGAGGAUGAGGCCCGGCUACUGGUAGUGGACCCUGAAACAGACGAACACUUCAAGAGGCUGCGGGUCACACCCACCGAGGAGCAUGUGGAAGGUCCACUGCCGUCACCAGUCACCAAUGGGACCAGCCCUGCACAGCUCAAUGGUGUCUCAGCGUGUUCAUCCCGAAGCGAUCUACCUGGCUUAGACAAGGACAAUGAGGAUGGCAGCACCUGGAAGCACGACCCAUUUCAGGAGAGUGGCCUCCACCUGAGCCCCACAGCGGCUGAGGCCAAGGAGAAGGCGAGAGCCACCCGGGUCAACAAGCGGGCGCCGCAGAUGGACUGGAAUAGGAAGCGUGAGAUCUUCAGCAACUUCUGAGUCCCUCCCUACCCAUUUGCUGGACCUGGGCCUCUUCCCUGCAUGGACUUUGGGUCUCACCCCUUGGGUCCAGACCAGAGUUCCCCAAGCCUCAGUGGACUGGAGGAGGUGCAUCCUCACUCCCAGAAGCCAUGGUGGUCCCACCA